ACGAGAAGGAGAGAGGCGAGGGAAGCGGUGCGACAAAAAAAAAAAAAAGGGAAAAACCCCACCAAGUGUUUGUUCAUUGAUCCAAAUCUCCCGACUCAGAUCUGCAGCGAAAAGCUCCUAUUUCUUGGUAAUUCCAUCUCGCGCCGGCCUUCCUCCCACAAUUCUCAGCAACUUCUCAUCUAAAUUUAUGCGCGAAUAACUCUGGCUCGAUAACCCCUCGUUAUCCCCUGACCCAUGGCUUCCCAUUACUCCCCCCUCCCCGUCACUUCUUCCUCCAUCGAACUCCAAUCCCCGACCCCUGAAAAAGAUUCCACCAAGGACUUCUUCCAUGGAGAGGACGGCGCUGGAUUCGGCGAAUUCGACGACCUCCCGCUCAUUCUCGACGCCGAGGGCGGCGCCGACGGCGCCGCCGCCUCUGCCGGGUCGGGUAUCCCCGGUGCCGUCUUCAAUCUGGCUACGUCGAUCAUCGGCGCUGGGAUCAUGGCCCUCCCGGCCACCAUGAAGGUCCUCGGCGUCGCCGUUGGCUUCGCGUCGAUAAUUUUGAUGGGGAUUCUGUCGGAGAUCAGCAUCGAGCUUCUCGUCCGGUUCUCGGCCCACUGCAAGGCCUCCUCCUACGGCGAAGUCGUCCAAUCCGCCCUCGGCCGCCCCUCCCGAAUCGUCUCCGAGAUCUGUAUCAUCCUUAACAAUGCGGGGAUUCUCGUCGUCUAUCUCAUAAUCAUAGGGGAUGUGAUGUCGGGCUCCUCCGAGCAUAUCGGCGUCUUCGACCAACUGCUCGGGAAUGGAUCGUGGGAUCACCGGAAGCUGGUGAUCCUUGUAGUGUUGGUAAUCUUUUUAGCUCCUCUCUGUGCUCUUGAAAAGAUCGAUUCCUUGAGCUUGACCUCGGCUGCCUCUGUUGCUCUCGCCGUCGUCUUUGUCGUCGUGUCGUGUAUCAUUGCCUUUGUUAAGCUCGCCGAACGCCGGAUCAAGACGCCGAGGAUGGGGCCGGAUUUCGGGUCGAAAGCUGCGAUCUUGGACUUGCUGGUGGUGAUUCCGAUCAUGACGAACGCCUACGUUUGCCACUUUAAUGUUCAGCCGAUCUACAAUGAGCUUAAGGGGAGGACACCUCGGAAGAUGAAUAGGGUGGGGAGGAUUAGCACGGUUUUGUGCGUCGUCGUCUAUGCUUCGACGGCCAUUUCGGGCUAUCUCUUGUUCGGAGACGAGACCGAGUCGGAUGUGCUGACAAAUUUCGACAAGGAUCUUGGGAUCAGAUUCAGUUCAGUUCUGAACUAUGUGGUGAGGAUUGGGUAUGUUCUUCAUCUGGUUCUUGUUUUCCCUGUCGUUCAUUUCUCUCUGAGGAAAACUGUGGAUGCAUUGGUCUUCUCCGGAUCGGCUACUGGAAGUAGGAAGAAGAUCCUGGCUUUGACAGCAGUGCUGUUGGCGAUUAUAUAUCUUGGUUCUACCACGGUACCCAAUAUCUGGGUUGCUUUCAAGUUUACAGGCGCAACAACCGGACUCGCACUGGGGUUUAUAUUCCCAGCUCUCAUUGCUCUAAGAUUAGAUAAGCAAGGGAAGAAUUUGGGAGUACGAGAAAAGUUCUUAUCAUGGAUGAUGUUAGUUUUGGCAGUGGUUGUUAGCAUUGUUGGAGUAAUUGGCAAUAUUUAUAGCCUCAGAAGCAGAUCAGAUUAGCCUACAUAACUCAGGUUUUCCAGUAGAUAGAUGAUGUCAAAGCAUUGUUGGAGUAAUUGGCAAUAUUUAUAGCCUCAGAAGCAGAUCAGAUUAGCCUACAUAACUCAUCAGGUUUUCCAGUAGAUAGAUGAUGGCAAAAUUUUGCUGAAUUUGUUUGGAUAUGCUGUGAUUGGUGACCCUUUUUUUCUGGUUGAUAAAUACUUGCAACAACCAUUUUGAAUCUUUGAUUAUUACUUUUCUGAAAACAGUAUGCUGAUUAUUUUGCAAGAGGUGUUUCUUCAUGCAUCCACCAUGAGAGGCAAAGCUUGGCAGCUAUCAUUGCCUUGAAUAUCAGGGAACAGAUUGAGGAGAUAUGAGGUAUUGGAUUUACGUGACACUGUCUUUCAAACCGAGGAAUUUAUACAGAUGCAAGACUUCUUUUCAUGUUCCUGAGUUCAAGAUUCGUCCUUUAAGAUUUGGAGUAGCAGUUCAGGUGGUGUUCACAUGCAGACAUGCUUCUAGAAUGGAAUUGGGGCAUGUUGAAAGGAAGAAUUGAGGCACUAGUCUAUUGGUCGAGCAUUAUAUUCCUCUGGAGUCUUGGUCAUCAGAGUAAGUCACAGGCUGCUAUAACUUUUUUUUUAUAUUAAUACUUGUUGAAUAAAAUCUUCCCAUUUCUAUCGCUUGGCAGCACCAUUCAUUCUUUACGAGCUUAUUUCUUUCUUGUUUUGUAAGCUAUGUGCUAAAACAUUGUUGCAUUGUGAGCACAUGCUCCAAAUCCGACCAUGUACUGUUAUGCAACAGCAACAUAUUAACGUAAAAGCUCCAUAUCUUCCUCA
This is a messenger RNA of Phoenix dactylifera (date palm), 2480 nucleotides long. Lineage: Eukaryota; Viridiplantae; Streptophyta; Magnoliopsida; Arecales; Arecaceae. The record is from RefSeq and is a predicted model, not a curated record.